Molecule: messenger RNA, 1156 nt
Organism: Arachis stenosperma
Lineage: Eukaryota; Viridiplantae; Streptophyta; Magnoliopsida; Fabales; Fabaceae
Exons: 3
Coding region: 132-827 (231 amino acids)
Source: RefSeq, a predicted model, not a curated record
AGCAGAUCACCGUCCAUGUGGAUGACUAAUGGGCAGCCGUCUCUAUCUCUCUGCUAAUCAGUUGAUCUGAAUGGCGACCUACUUCAUCACACUUUUCUCAUUCUCUUCUCUCACUCGCUAACACUCAUAAUAUGGCGGAGGACAAGCACAGCACCAACUCCAACGCUAAUGGCGUCUACGUGGAGGUCACCGGAGAAGAAGAAUCUAAUAAUAAUAAACGAGAAAGCGAGAGCAGCAUCACCUUAUACCAAGUUCUUAACCGCCUCGCUUACGCUAUUCUCUUCCCGGAGCCUUCUACCAGCGCCUCCCUGCUUAAACGGAUCAAGAUCUCCCUCGCCGAAAACGCUCCGCUCCUUCCAGAAGCUUCUAGAAAAUCCGCCCGCGACCUUCUCCUCUGGACUCGCCAAGGCAGCCCCUUCCGCGCCAUCUUAGUCAUCACCGUUGGGACAAUUACUUCUGUUGCGCUCACAGGACUGCUUGUCUUCUUACUUUUCUUUCUUGCUGCCACCAUAAACGCUGUUGUCAUAUCACUUCUUGUGUCUUUGGCAGCAGCUGGAGGAUUCUUGGCUAUUUUCUUUGCCUGUGUUGCAGCUGUAUAUGUUGGGGCACUAUUAGUAGCUGCGUUUGCAAUUUCCGUUACCACAUUUUGGGCAAGUGUUGCUGUUCUGUUCGCCACAGGCUGGAUUGGAUUCUUUUACAUCGUGUGGUUGGUAACUAGUAAGAGUUUCGGAUAUGCCAAACAUACAUUGAGUGCCACUGGCUCUGCAAUCUCAACUUACUCUGCUGCGCGGCAUGUCCGCCACCAAAUGCGCAAAGAUUCAGAUUAAGAAGAUCAUAGAUUGAAGCUUAUUUAUAAAUCUCCAGUUUUCCUUUUGGCUGGUAGGGUGCUAUGUUCAUAAGAUGUUAGGUGGUAUGUUUCGGAUGCCUAUCUUCGGUUUUCUUCUUAUUUAUGAACGGUGUUCAUUUUAUUAUAAAUGGGCUUCUAUGCUUGAUGUUAAUAUAAAAUAGUUCGCCUUUUCCCUACCUAUGCCUGGUAUUGUACAUCCUAUUACAGAUGAAAUUACACUUUGUAAAAUGAUGUAAUGUACAAACGAGUAACAAUUGCUGUAUUGGUGUUUAGAAAGGAUGGUAUGGCUUUGGUACUUUUGUUUUACCA